UGGGACUUUGAAAACACCUGUGUGGAAUCAACCCGAAUAUGGACCUGUAAUGCAUUUCGGUGUGGGGAGGCCAGGCUGGAGUCUAGCCUUUGCUCCUGCUCUGAUGACUGUUUGCAGAGGAAAGAUUGCUGUGCUGAUUAUAAGAGCGUUUGCCAAGGAGAAACACCGUGGGUGAAAGAAGAAUGUAGCACAUCGCAACCAUCUCAGUGUCCAGAAGGGUUUGACCUACCACCAGUUAUCUUGAUUUCCAUGGAUGGCUUUCGGGCUGAGUAUUUACAAACCUGGUACAAGUUCAUGCCGAACAUCAAUAAACUGAAGACAUGUGGAACUCAUUCAAAAUACAUGAGGGCUGUCUAUCCCACCAAAACCUUCCCAAAUCACUACACCAUCGUCACAGGUUUAUAUCUAGAAUCACAUGGCAUUAUUGACAAUAAUAUGUAUGAUGUAAAUCUCAACAAGAAUUUUUCUCUUUCAUCAAAAGAGAAAGAUAAUCCAGCCUGGUGGGGAGGACAGCCAAUUUGGCUGACAGCCAUGUACCAGGGCUUAAAAUCUGGUACCUUCUUUUGGCCAGGGUCAGAUGUGGCUAUCAAUGGCACCUUUCCUGCCAAAUACAUGGUCUAUAACAAAUCUGUCCCAUAUGAAGAGAGGGUCUCUACAUUGUUGAAAUGGAUGGAUCUGCCCCCAAAUGAAAGACCCAGUUUUUAUACCUUCUAUGUGGAAGAGCCUGAUUCUGCAGGACAUAAUGCUGGGCCAGUUAGUGCUGAUGUAGUUCAAGCCUUACAGUUGGUCGAUCAAACUUUUGGAAUGUUGAUGGAAGGCCUAAAACAGCGGAAUCUACACAAUUGUGUCAAUAUUAUCCUUUUGGCUGAUCACGGAAUGGAUCAAACUUACUGUGACAAAAUAGAAUAUAUGACAGAUUAUUUUCCCAAAAUAAACUUCUACAUGUACGAAGGGCCUGCUCCUCGCAUCAGGUCUCGGAAUAUACCUCAAGACUUCUACACCUUUAACUCUGAAGAAAUUGUGAAGAACCUCACAUGCCGAAAAGCUGGCCAGCAUUUCAAACCAUAUUUGACGCCCGAUUUACCGAAGCGACUGCACUACGCCAAGAAUGUCCGGAUCGACAGAGCCCAUCUCAUGGUGGAUCGGCAGUGGCUGGCUGUGAGGAGUAAAGCAUAUACAUUCUGUGGAGGAGGCAAUCAUGGUUAUAACAACGAGUUUAAGAGCAUGGAGGCUAUCUUCCUGGCACACGGGCCGGGUUUUAAAGAGAAGACUGAAGUGGAACCAUUUGAAAAUAUUGAAAUCUAUAACCUACUGUGCGAUCUCCUCCGCAUUCACCCGGCACCAAACAAUGGUUCCCACGGCAGUUUAAACCACCUUCUAAAGGAACCUUUUUAUCAACCAUCUCAUCCAGAGGAAGUGUCAAAGUCUUCUGUUUGUGGCUUCACUGAUCCAUUGCCCACAGAUUCUUUAAAUUGCGUAUGUGCUGAGCUACAAGACGAGAAUGAACUAAGACGCAUGAAUCAAAGGCUGGAUCUCAACGCAAGUGAAGUAACAGCAACACAGAAAGAAAAUAUGCCAUUUGGGAGGCCCAGGGUGAUGCAGAAGGACAAGGACCACUGCCUCCUGUACCACAGAGAGUAUGUCAGUGGCUUUGGGAAAGCCUUCAGGAUGCCCAUGUGGAGUUCAUAUACCGUCCCUAAGCCGGGAGACACACUGCCUCUUCCUCCCUCUGUCCCAGACUGUCUGCGGGCUGAUGUCAGGGUCGUCCCUUCUGAGAGCCAAAACUGUUCCUUCUACUUAGCAGACAAGACGGUCACCCACGGCUUCCUCUACCCUCCUGAAAACAAUAGAACCUCUGAUAGUCAAUAUGAUGCUUUAAUUACAAGUAACUUGGUCCCUAUGUAUGAAGAAUUCAAAAAAAUGUGGCAUUACUUCCAUCGUGUUAUUCUUCUCAGACAUGCCAUAGAGAGAAAUGGAGUAAAUGUGGUUAGUGGGCCAGUUUUUGAUUAUAAUUAUGAUGGCCAUUUUGAUGCUCCUGAUGAAAUUACAAAGUAUUUGGCCAACACCAGUGUUCCCAUCCCCACACACUACUUUGUGGUGCUGACUAGUUGUAAAAACAGGAGCCACACUCCCAACGACUGCCCUGGCCAGCUGGACGUUCUGCCCUUUAUCAUCCCUCACCGACCUACCAACGAGGAGAGCUGCCCCGAAGGUAAGUCUGAAGCUGUUUGGGUUGAAGAAAGAUGGAAUGCGCAUCUUGCUCGGGUUCGCGACGUGGAGCUUCUUACUGGACUUGACUUUUAUCAGGAAAAAGCACAGCCUGUCUCUGAGAUUUUGCAACUAAAGACUUAUUUACCCAUACUCGAAACCCUUAUUUAGGCUAAAAGACAUAGACUCACUAUGAAUCAGAGUCUGCUCAAUGAUAGUGAGGGUGUUUUUUGGAAUAUUUAAUAACACAAAUUUGAUAAGAUUAUUUUCCUUGUAGAAGAAUCAGAAAUUAAUUUUUCUAUUUUUCUAUGGUCCUUACUUUUAUGUACUCACUCAUUUCUUUUUCAUUUCUAUGAGCAUGUAUUAUUUUGAAUUCACUUUUUUGGCACAGAAGUUGAGCUAUGUGACUAUUACAUUUCUAUCCAUUCAUA
Messenger RNA from Echinops telfairi (small Madagascar hedgehog), 2639 nucleotides. RefSeq names its product ectonucleotide pyrophosphatase/phosphodiesterase 3 (gene ENPP3). The annotation marks the transcript as partial. The record is from RefSeq and is a predicted model, not a curated record. The transcript is spliced from 23 exons. NCBI's taxonomy places the organism in Eukaryota, Metazoa, Chordata, Mammalia, Afrosoricida, Tenrecidae. Gene Ontology annotation, molecular function: nucleoside triphosphate diphosphatase activity; nucleic acid binding; metal ion binding. Gene Ontology annotation, biological process: nucleoside triphosphate catabolic process.